CUCACCUUCAUUCAUUCACUCCCUCCCUCGCUUGAGUUUCCAGAAAGCUGCUCAAAAGUUUACAUUGGAGCUAUCUAUGGCUAUGAGUUCGACAAGCAAAGCUUGGAUGGUAGCCGCCAGCAUAGGAGCCGUGGAGGCACUCAAAGAUCAAAUCGGAUUCUGUAGUCAGGCGAAGAGCCUUGCGCCUUCCUCUGCCGCAUUGGUCUCCAAUAAAUUGAAGGAGGCUCAACAGGCAGAAGACUCUCUAAAGAAAGUUAUGUACUUGAAUUGUUGGGGUCCUAGUUGA
Molecule: messenger RNA, 286 nt
Organism: Linum tenue
Lineage: Eukaryota; Viridiplantae; Streptophyta; Magnoliopsida; Malpighiales; Linaceae
Source: the annotation of a GenBank genome assembly